Erigeron canadensis is the source of this 852-nucleotide messenger RNA. RefSeq names its product outer envelope pore protein 21B, chloroplastic-like. The record is from RefSeq and is a predicted model, not a curated record. Gene Ontology annotation, molecular function: voltage-gated monoatomic anion channel activity. Bases 104 to 673 code for a protein of 189 amino acids. Lineage: Eukaryota; Viridiplantae; Streptophyta; Magnoliopsida; Asterales; Asteraceae. The transcript has 5 exons. Gene Ontology annotation, biological process: regulation of monoatomic anion transport.
AUUAUUAUUAAUCAUCGUCAUCAAAUAACAUGUGUUGUGUCCGUGAGAAAUAGUUUUAGGGUUUUACCAAAUCCAUUUUCACACACAGAGAAGAAAGAGAGAAAUGGAGACGUCAAUCAGGUACGGUGGAGAAUCAAGCGCUCUCAGGAGAAAGAUGCCUAAUAAUAUUGAUGAGCCUCCUCCUUUGAUGGCCGCCAGAGAAUUGAGGAUACAUGCCAAACAGAAGCUCCAAUUCCAUCAUUCCAGCACUACUCUUCUUCAGCUUAAGGGAGAGGUUGAUACGCGGUCAGGAGCUCCAACUUUUCUGUGUGCCCUUUUCAGACACUUCUAUCCUCAUCUGUCGGCUAGUCUUGGAGCUGGAUUGCAUUAUGAUACAAACAACAAACUCCAAUGUAUCAUGCGUGCUAAAAAGGCUUAUCCUGUGGCAUCCACUCCCUUUGUCAACUUUGUUCUUAAGGGCCGCUGCAAUAUUGACAAGGACUUGAAUCAGCCAACGCCACAUGGAGCUCUUGAGUUGGUGUGGAACAUUCUAGAUUUUCAGAAAGAACAAGAUGUAAGGCUCAAACUUGGUUACGAGCUUGUUGACAAGAUUCCAUAUGUACAAUUAAGGGAAAACAAUUGGACAUUUAAUGCUGAUGCUAACGGAAGAUGGAAUGUGAGAUACAACCUAUGAGAUCAUGAACUUGUCAUCUUGUUUUCUAACUGGUCAGAUAUAUGUUGCAAGGAAAGAAAAAAAAAGGAGAAAAGAAAUGAUUAAUCAAUGUGUAUGUUUGUAGGUGCAGUAACUGGAACUUUUGAAUUCAGGUAGCUGGUUUAUGCCUAUUUAUAUUCAAAUUUGCGAAGCUUUGUUCA